UACUUGCUUCAGUCAAAAGCUGCCACAAUUCAGCUCAGAAGGCCGGGGGCCAUCCGGAGCCUGAUCAUUUUGAAAGCGCGUUGAUUAUUUGCUGUUCUCAAUCUGUUGGCGAAGUGAAAGCGUGGACUUGUGGACCAUCUUAGGUCAGUAGUUUUGGGGCACACUGCACACAGCUGCGGGCGGACCCUAACAGCAUCUUGCAUGCACCACUAAUUUGUAGCUAUAUAAGCUUAAAAACUCUCGAUCGAGCGCGAGAACUUGGCUUGACCAUGAAUUGACAACUCGGAGCUGACUGGCAGUGCGCAGGUUGGGUGUUUGAUCCGCCGUUACUUUGAGCGCUCUUGAGGUCAAGCAACGCGCAUCAUAACAACAGUACUUUGAAAGACCUGCUGAAGCUUUCCUUGAAGAUCCAAAUGCCCCCCACCAACAGAUUAGCAAGCGCAUCCAAAGAAAGAGUCUUCAAGUUGUUGCCCCCUAAAUCAACACCCUCGAAAGACAAGUGUAUAUUACUACAUUACUCCCAUUCUUCAUAAAGAGCCUGCCCUUUGGUGGCCAUAAAAUCUUGAAGCAGAUUGACGGGCCACUUUCUGGUCGGUCCUAAGAAACAGCCCUUAACAACGUGAGAAGAGCUGUCGUAAUUAGAAAUUCCUACAGAGGACCUGCACUUUGACCUACUACGUACCGCUGACGUCAGCAAUGGCGGUCCGAACCGCAGUCCUCCUGCUGGUGCUUGGCGUGGCUUGCUCAGAGGCGAGGAGGCCCAUAGAAGAUAUUGGAAGCUACGCGGAGCCUUGCGAUCUGUAUGGGGCUCCGUACUCGUGCUACGAAGCAAACGGCAGGAACCCCGUGUGCUGCAAGAGUCGCUUUUGCCAAUUGGCGCCCGACGGCAGGGCCGAAUGCGGUCCCCUCUGCGAUCCGCUCAGUAGGGCACCCGGAGCGUGCUUCAAUAAUGACAAAACGAAGUUUGUCUGCUGCUCGUUCGCUCAUCCCUGCCCAGCGAACCCCGGUCCAGAGCCCACGUGCUUUAGUAUCCCAGUAAAGACACUCCAUACCCAAACCCUUGCUCCAGUACACACCCAUACUAUGACCCUCGCUCCAUUGCACACCCAACUCCUCGAACCUAACCCAACCCCGGCCUGCGACCCCAGCUCGGGUCAGCCUAACCAGUGCUUUAACCGCAACCUUGACGCAUCGAAGUGUUGCCCCGAGGCCUGCGCCGCGGACCCGGGUGACCUGCCCGCCUGCGCGUGAGACUGCGGGUGACGUGGCCGCGUUUGCGCGGGGCAGUGGCCGGAGGGAUCCCCCCGUAGCGGAAUCGGCCGGCGCGGCCAUCCAGGGCAUGUAAGCGGUCGGUAAGAUGCCCCGAAGGCGCGAGAGCCGUGGCGUGGCACUUGAGGACCGUCUUCGAGAGUGGCCGGUAGACUGUGCCGGGAGGUGUGCCGUUCCUGCCAAAAGAUACACUUCUGCCACGUAACGAAACCCUAGAAGCGUCAGAUUUUCGUUAGACAUCUCCCUCCGAAAUGUCAGAAGGGGAAAUGUCAAAAGAACUUCCUUUGUGCAGAAGUAUUGGUCGAAAUCACAUCCAUACGUAGAGUUUGCCUAUAUGAUGCUAUUUCUAUAGCGGCAUAGCUUCGCAGAAUCUAGUUCAUGAUCGAGCUGGACAGAUUUGAGAGUAUUUAUUUUCCGCUUGGGUCUACAUAGUUGCUUCAGUAGCGACCAGCGAGAGGGGAAGUGGCAACUCAGAUGCACCCCCUCGUGAAUCAUACUGGAUGAAUUGAUGCUUGUCUCAUUCUACAAACCGCCAGAAGCUUCUCCUUAC
Molecule: messenger RNA, 1819 nt
Organism: Klebsormidium nitens
Lineage: Eukaryota; Viridiplantae; Streptophyta; Klebsormidiophyceae; Klebsormidiales; Klebsormidiaceae
Source: the annotation of a GenBank genome assembly